Molecule: messenger RNA, 1174 nt
Organism: Coniophora puteana RWD-64-598 SS2
Lineage: Eukaryota; Fungi; Basidiomycota; Agaricomycetes; Boletales; Coniophoraceae
Product: NAD(P)-binding protein
Exons: 6
Coding region: 111-1076 (321 amino acids)
Cellular component (GO): mitochondrion
Molecular function (GO): protein-containing complex binding
Source: RefSeq, a predicted model, not a curated record
CGCGACUCGAACGCAACUCAGAUUGAAUAACGCACUUCAGUGAAUUCGUCUGUCUACUCUUUUCCCAGUACUAUUAGCAAGCUUGACGAACGGUGACGGCACUUAUCAGCAUGUCGGCAGCAGCCCAAAAGGUUUUGGUGGUAGGAGGGAAUGGUUUUCUGGGUUCGGCCGUUUGCAAGGCUGCUCUUGCUCGCGGAAUGGAUGUCACCAGUAUCAGUUCGUCGGGAAGACCAUAUCGUACUCCCAGAGGGCAUAGCCCUGCAUGGACAUCAAAAGUGAACUGGAGAAAAGCUGAUGCCCUACUCCCGGAAACGUACCGCGACCUUUUGUCCGGUGUUAGUGCUGUUGUACACACACUAGGAACGCUUCUCGAAGACCCGAAAUAUAAAGACGCGCUCGCCAGGAAUGAUUUGCUCAGUCUACUUGGAAACUUUGUGAGCACGGCCACUGGACAUAGAUAUGAUCCGUUGGAGGGAAGUCGGUGGAAAGAAGGGUAUGAAACUAUCAAUCGGGAUACUGCAUUGAUGGUGUGCAAGACGUUCCUGGAAAGCGAGGGACCCUCAUUAGCCCGUUCACCAGCCUUCGUCUAUGUGUCUGCUGAAGAUGUCUUUCGGCCGAUUGUGCCAGCUCGCUACAUUGAGACUAAGCGCGAGGCCGAGCAGGGAAUACAGGCUCUUGUGGCAAAGAGCCCCAGCUUACGAAGCAUUUACAUAAGACCAAGCUUGAUUUACCACCCCCACUAUCGACCGCUAACGUCACCUCUUGCUGCUCUGUUGGACUUCUCUGCAAAUGUGCACGCUGCCGUUCCAAAAAGCGUACCGACACCUUCCAGCAUUUUACGCGCCCUUGAUGCGCUCGCCCCAGCUUCACCUGACUCCUCAUUAUCAACGUCAUCGUUGCGCUCCAUGUCUAAUGCCCUCAUUGUCCCCCCCAUCCAUGUUGAGCACGUUGCGGGAGCCAUCUGCCGUGUCAUCGAUCCCGCCAGUGAUAUCAAAGGUGUUGUGGGUGUCGGGAAGAUGAGGGAACUAGUAGGGUGGUCCAACAAACAAGAGUCGCGACCUGUUUUUCACCCUUAGACCCUUCGCUAAUGUUGAAAGUCAACGUUAUAGAAGGGUCCUGAAUGGGGCGCACUGUUUCAUCUCUUAGAGCAAAAUACUCUAAUUUUGUAACCAGC